Hirundo rustica (Barn swallow) is the source of this 1920-nucleotide messenger RNA. RefSeq lists its product as uncharacterized. Gene Ontology annotation, molecular function: NAADP-sensitive calcium-release channel activity. NCBI's taxonomy places the organism in Eukaryota, Metazoa, Chordata, Aves, Passeriformes, Hirundinidae. Gene Ontology annotation, cellular component: plasma membrane; lysosomal membrane. The record is from RefSeq and is a predicted model, not a curated record. Bases 1 to 672 code for a protein of 223 amino acids. The transcript is spliced from 4 exons.
AUGGAGCCGGAGCCGGGGGAGCUGCGGCCUCAGCGGGCAGGGGAAACGCGGCCGGAGCGAUGGCGGCGGCGUCUGAACGAGCGGCUGCUGAGCCGCGGCCCCGGGUACGGCUCGGCCGUGGUGGCCCCGGUACCGGAGGAGGAGGAGGAAGAUCUGCGGCGCCGCCUCAAGUAUCUCUUGAUGAGUCCCCGUGACAAGUACCAGGCCCGCGGCAGGUGGCCCGUGAAGCUCGUGCUGCAGCUCGCCAAGAUCGUCCUUGUCACCGUGCAGGACAGACAAAAAACCAACAGCAAUUAUAACAAUCGUAGAACAGAACCAAGAACCCCGAGGGCAAGCGGUGGAAGCUCCGGCGCUGAUGGCUGGAAGCCGGGCGCGGUGGACUGUCCUCUGCAGGCACGGGGUGUCCUCGGCAGGCAGGGGUGGCAGUGCCGGAGAAGCCGCAGCGGCGGGACCCGGUCUCACCCAAAAUCCAGCAGGACAGCGAAGAAAACUCUGAAUUCCUGGAUACUCCAACAGAUGGUAGAAUUCCCAGGACCAGACUCCUUCGUUAACCGUGGACUCCAGCAGCCAGCCGUGGCCCGAUCCGUGCUCCCCCCAGAAGAAGAAAAGAGCCGCGAGAUCCCCCCACCCUCAGCUCUCUCCGGGAGCUUUUUUUCCCUCCCCCAAAACUAAGUUAUCAGUUCUUUUGUCCAGGUUAAGCACUCAGCACUUAGUCUCCUAGCAACUUGGGAGGGGGAAAAAAUUCUACAGGAGACUUAAACCUCAACAGGGAUUAAUAUCCCAAGAGCACCCAUGGUUCUGCCGGAUUGAGUUUAUGCCCAAGAGCAUCUAGCGUUGGACAACACAGCUGGAUUGUGGGGAUAUCCAAUAGCACCGGGACUGGCCAGUCACACCUAAAAUUGUAACAGGUGAUUUGAACGUAAAAGGUACAUUCUUGUUGUCUUGUGUGAGAGUGAGUCACACACAAAAUCUGCCUCAGCUUCCCUGGGCAGGUGGGACUGUGGCAGGAGGUGUAUGUGACCCGCAAACAGGCCAUUGUUCCCCCAGGCAGGUGGGGGCUAUAGCAGAACAUGUGUGUGACCCACAAACAGGCCAUUGUUCCCCCAGGCAGGUGGGGGCUAUGGCAGAACCUGUGUGUGACCUGCAAACAGGCCAUUUUCCCUCCGGGCAUGUGGAGGGGGAGCCGUGUAAAAGUGUAAGUGACACGCAAAUCAGCCUCAUCGGUGGAUGGGCACCAGAGGCGACCAGAUUCUGGGCCCUCCUCAGAGGCCCAGCUAUACUGGAACCCAGAGGCCAAGCCCAAGGCAAGGGGCCACACGGAGCUGCAAUUCUCUGGCGACAGGUGUGGUGGUGUGAGAGUUGUUUUUAUUAAGUUAUUAAGUUAGUUUUGUAAGAUGUUAAAGUUAUUUUAUAAUGGUUUAGUUCACUGUAUACCCCUGUGUUCUGCAUUGGUUUUCCAUUCUGCAUUGGUUGUUUGGUCUAUUGUAAAAUCAGACGUUUUCUGUCAUUCAUCCCUUCCCUGCACCUGUCGCUGUCAAUCCCCCCCCCCCCCCCGCCUCCUCGUGGUCGCCCUGUCACUCAGAGACCCUUCCCUGGCUUCUGGAAAACUCCGGGAAGGGUGCCGAGUGAUAGGCUGGGGCCCGGGAGACCCCCUCGCCUCAUUUUGUGGUUGGUCCCCAGUUCCAUGGUUCACACCCCCGGUUAACCCCCCGAUCCCUGUGACUGGCUGACCGGUUGUCGCCACCCCCGUUUCCACCCACCCUUAAAACCUGCUGCACGCCUGGCCUCGUGGUCUCUUCUGGGCGGUGGGUCAGAGAGUGCUGAGCCCCGUGCUGCCUCUCCCCCUGAAUAAAAUCCUGUUUAACUGAGCCCAGAGGAGUCCGCCUUUUGAUUGGCUGCCGUGGGUUGCAUUUGCCAUCU